Messenger RNA from Alligator mississippiensis (American alligator), 5615 nucleotides. It is a transcript of the gene TMIE, whose product is annotated as transmembrane inner ear. Lineage: Eukaryota; Metazoa; Chordata; Crocodylia; Alligatoridae. Bases 1480 to 2262 code for a protein of 260 amino acids. The record is from RefSeq and is a predicted model, not a curated record. The transcript has 4 exons.
UGUCUCUUUGAGAUGGAGAAGGUCAAUGAUGAGCUAGAAAAGAGAUGUCAAAGGCAGGCAAGGCAAAACAGUACUCGACAUGCCAGUGCAAGCGCAAUGGAGUUUGUACGUGCGACUUGCUGGAGGACUCCUCAGCCUCUUAAGAAGCCGUGGUGGUACCCAGUAAUCCAGCAAAAGGUGCAAUCUCCAUGGUCUCCCAAGACCAACGGUGGCCCAUGAUGAUCUUGUGAAUCAGGGUAGGUAUUUGCACACCUAACAGUGCUAAUAUUGUGUGACAUCCUUAAAAAGAUCUCACAGCACCCAUGUGCCAUGUCACCAUAGUUUAAAGGAUCAUACAUUUAAGCUCUUUUUAUCUCCCGAAACCACCAAGGCUGGAAACGUUCAUGGAAAAAGCUGAGAUUUUUGCACAACAUGACUCCAUCAGCAGCUUUUAAUACACCCCCACUCUCCUGAACCUGAAGUUGGCUUGUGGACACUAUCUUUUUCUGCAAAAAUGUGAGAAAGGCUGUCUGUGCCAGAGAGAGAACCAGGAUCGUUCCUGAAGUUUCAAGGGUAGUGGACUAGGAAUGGUCUUGCUCUAUUCUGGACAAGACUUAGCCUUAUUAAAUAUGAGGCUCCAUCUCAGGGGCAGCAUCUCUAAGAGCACAGGGCCACAGUCCAGCAGCAGUUUAAGGAUGGUUUCCAUAAAUCAUCAUCAACAUAACUUCCUUCAAUCCCUACAACUUCCUCCGAUCCUGGAUACAAUCUACUUAGGGCCUAUUUACCCAGGGAAGUUACCAGCUGAAUUCUACCAUUAUCGCUAGCCUUGUCUGCAGAGGUUAUAUACAUUAUCCCAUGCGGUUCAAACAGCUCAAAACAAGUCCAGUUGGAGACUGAAGCAGGUCAUGGCAUGCAAAAACUUGGCUGCAACAUCCCUUGGCAUGAAAGAUGCUUGAGAAAUGCAGGACUUUGCAAAAGUCCUCUCUGCCACAUCAUUGGGCCCCUCCAGUAGGGGGGCAGAUGCAGUAUAGCUCGACUUUCAGCCUUCUUGAUUAGGGAAGAAGUGUAUCUAUUGACUAAUCAGGAUAAAACAAAACAGAAGAGCUGGAAUCAAUCAUCAGCUGUACAGAAAUAGGGCCAAAUUAAGCAAAUAGCUUUCCUCUCCAGGGAACGGGGGUCUGAGCCGGAGUCAGCUCCUUGUUCGUGAUGCUGCCUGUUGGAGCUGUCCAACUGCCCUCCCUCCACCCGCCCGCCCAGAUCAUUCUGUAAGUGACACCAGUCUAAUUAAUUAAUGACUCCUCUGUGUCAGCUGUGGCGGCUGAGUGAGAAAGCAAAGCUGCAAAAGGAGAGGAAAAGGACAGUACGUGGCUGCUUCUAGCAGAGACCGCCGAGUGCUGCUGACAGCUCGCUGGCUAUUAUUCCUCAUCCCUCCUGCUCCAGGCUGCAGAUCAGACAGCAACCAAGAGGGAGAGGGAGAGAGAAAUACACAGAGGAAAUAAGAUGGCGUGGGACCAGCCUUUCCAGCACCCUCCCUCCUGGCCAAGGUGCUCUGCCCUCCUUCUGACAUGCUCCAGAACUGCCAUGAGCCAGUUGAUCGAGGCCACCACAGAACCUCCAAAAAAGAAGCCGGAUCCUGUCACUUCAGAGACGGUGGUUUUCUGGGGGAUGCGCCUCUGGCAGGUGGUUGGAGUCUUUGCCAUCUUCGUCCUAUCAGUCAUCAUAACCUUGUGCUGUAUCUUCAAGUGUCGGAUCCCCCGGACCAGGAAGGAGAUUGAGGCGAGGUACAUGCAACGGAAAGCCGCCAAGACGUAUGCAGAUAAACUGGAUACCGUGCCACCGCUCGAUGAGCUGACCGAGAUCCCUGGAGCUCAGACAUCACAGGAGAAGAAGGAGGAGGAGGUGCCCACCGUGUCGGGGAAAGUGGACAAGGAGAAGGACAAGGACAAGAAAGAAACUUCCAAGAAAUCAAAGAAGAAAGAGGGCGAAAAGGAGCAGAAGGAAGGGAAAGACAAGGAAGGGAAGAACAAGGAAGGGAAAGACAAGGAAGGGAAGUACAAGGAAGGGAAAGACAAAGAAGGGAAGAACAAGGAAGGGAAAGACAAGGAAGGGAAAGACAAGGAAGGGAAGGAGAAAAAUGGGACCAAAAAGAAAGAAGGAGAAAAGGGUGGGGGUGACAAGAAGCAAGGAGGUGGGAAGAAGGGUGACAAAGAAGCUGAUGGAGGUAAGGCUGGUGGGAAAGGUGGUGGAAACAAGGCCUCCGGAAAGAAACCACAGAAGAAGUGAGUUGGCCCAGAGACGUGUGAUGAACGUGCCCCUGCCUGAGCAUGGGCAGCACUGCAGAACAGGCAUGGGGAGAUCAGGGAGGCGGAGGAGCUCUCUCCCUACAUUCAGGCUAUGGGAUGCUACUUGAUAUAUUUUUUUCAAGAUGAAUUUGCCAUUUCUUACAGAGGUGAUUUUUUUUUUUAACCCUCUGGAGGAAAACCUGCCAAUCGGCUGUGAAACAAGUCAAAGGUCCCUCCUGAGCCCUUCGGGCUAGUGUGGUUAAGGCACGCCAGUCCCGGGGAACGUGCUGUGUCCAGCGAGCUUUGACUGGGAGCAUUUGCUGGCACCAAUUUGGAGCAAGGCUCAAGCCCAUGCCUCUGGAUCCAUAGCGAGAUGCCAUAACCACCCUGCAUCCAUGCUCUCUAUUGGCUGCAGCAUUGCCUGUGAGUAAAACUACAUACUUGACAGAGCUGACUGAUAACAGGAGCUGGAACCAGCUGAAAGACUGAAGUGGAUAAGGAGUGCGUGGAUGUGCUCAUGGAGUUGUCAAACGUUAUAACACUAGGAAAGCGCUUGGUCUAACUGUGAUAUAUUCCACCGACAAUCUUGAGGCAUUUUACAAAGACUACUUGAGCCUAACUUGAUCCUUGUGGGUAUCAUAGAUGGAUAAACCUCAGACAUUUCUGGAGGCCGUAACUCAGAGAAUGAAACCCAUUAAUCCAAUGAUGUUUUGUGGUACCCUGGGGUGCCUUGAGGUCCUUUCAAGGGUGCCACAAGCGUGCAAUCAUGAUCUGCAAGGUAAACCCAGAGAUUUCAAAUAGGAAUCCAGAGUGUUAAAAGCAUCCUGACAUGUUGUGGGUUUUCUGAGUUCAGUGCAACAGAAAAAAGAAAAAAAAAAGCUCUAUUACUUUUCCAAAGUCAUAAAACAAGUGAAAACUCAGAGCUGGCAUUUUCUGAGGGAUGCCGCAAAACCAACGAGGGGUGCUUUGAGCCAAAAGGUUGAGAACCACUGCUUUAGCCAAUGGCCCAUGCUGUGUUUGAGAUGCAGCUCCACCACAUGGGAGAUUUUUCUUCCCUUUUGCAUGCAUCUCACUAUGUCUUCCUCUUAAAUUCUGGGAGAAAUGCUUUCCUGAAGAUCGAUAGUGAGUACACUUUCCGAAAGGCUUGGUCUCUUUAUUUUUUUUAAGUGAAAUACGUUGUGUAAGUACUGCGGGUACUGAGGGAGUUUAGUUGGUCAAUGUGAUUGCAGAGCCACUAGCUAUUAUCUUUGAAAACUCGUAGUGAUUGGGAGAGGUCCCGAAUGAUUAAAGCAGGGCUAAUAUAGUGCCCAUUUUUAAGAAAGAGGAUGUGGGGAACUCCAAAUUGAUCAGCCUUAAUUCAGGUCCUGGAAAACUCAUGCACCAGGUCCUGAAGGAAUCCAUUUCUAGGCACUUGGAGGAGAAAGUGGCGAUUAGGAAAUUAUGCCCGACAAACCUGGUGCCUUCGAUGAUGAGAGGACUGGCUCUCUGGAUGCAGAGAGACCAGUGGAUGUGGUGUACCUUGACUUUAGAAAGGCUGUUGAUAUGGUCUCCCACAUUCUUGCAAGCAAGCUAAGGAAGCCUGGGUGGGAUGAAUGGCCUGCAAGGUGGAUACAAAACUGACUGGAUUGUGGGGCUCAGAGGUUAGUAGUGAACGGCUCAAUGUCCAGUUGGUAGCUGGUAUCAAGUGGAGUGCCCCAGGUGUCAGUCCUAGAGCUGGUUUUGUUCAAUGUCUUCAUCAACGACCUAGCAGAUGGGAUGGAGCGCACCCUUAGUACGUCUGCAGAUGACACCAAGCUGGGGAGCAUAGGGCUAGGAUUCAACAUAGAUAUGCUGGAGUAUAGGGUUAGGAUUCAGAGAGACCUAGACUAAUUGGAGGAGUGGGCCAAAGGAAAUCUCAUGAGGUUCAACAAGGACAAGUGCAAUGUCCUGCACUUAGGAUGGAGCGAUCCUAUUCACCGGUACAGCUUGGGUACUGACUGGCUGGGCAGCAGCUCUGCAGAAAAGGACUUGGGGGUGACAGUGGGCAAGAAGCUGAACAGUGUGGCCGUGCUGCCAAGAAAGCUAAUGGCAUCCUGGGCUGCAUCGGUAGGAGCGUUGCCAGCAGGUAAAGGGAAGUGAUUUUUCUCCUCUAUUUGGCACGGGUGAAGCCACAUCUGGAGUCCUGUGUCCAGUUCUGGGCCCCCCCACUAUAGAAAGGAUGUGGACAAAUUAGAGUCCAGCAAAAGGCAACAAAAAAUGGUUCAGGGGCUGGGGUAGAUGAUUUCACAGAAUAAGCUGAGGGAAAUGGGCUUGUGUAGUCUGCAGAAGAGAUGACUAGAGGGGAUUGAAUAGCAGCCUUUAACUCCCUACAGGGGGUUGCAAAGAGGAUGGAGCUGGGCUGUUCUCAGUGGGGGCAGAUGACAGGACAAAGAGCAAUGGGCUCAAGUUGCAGCAAGAGAAGCUGAGGUUGGAUAUUAAGGAAAACUUUAUCACAAGGAGGAUAGUAAAGCACUAGAACAGGUUACCCAGAGAGGUGGUGGACUCUCCAUCCUUCAAGGUUUUUAAGGCCCAGCUAGAGAAAGCCUUGGCUGGGAUGAUGUAGUUGGGGCUGGCCUUGCUUGGAGCAGGGGGUUGGACUAGAUGUGACCUCCUGAGGUCCCUUCAACCCUCAUUAUCUAUGAGUCUAAAUGAAGCUGUAUAAUGAACCUAGAAUAAAUACCAUUUUCUGUGCUACUACCAGUGAUGCUGCCUUCAGUUUUACAAGCGGUCCUCACUGUGACUCUGGUUCUGUGAAGUCCAGAGUUGAUGAGGACUCUCAACUUCUGGGACUUGAAGAUGUUCAAGAUCUCUGCAUGGAAGCACAGCCUUCCAAGAGAUACAGGUUUUUGUGUGAAAACUUCCUGUUCACUCCGGUUCUCUCUCUCUUUCACCUGAGGUGGGGGUUUCCUCUAGUUUUCACUUUUUGUUACAAACGACACAAGGAAAACUCAAGUCCUGUUUAGACUUGAGUUACUUGAUUCCCUACUUAAAUCCAAGGAGCUUACCAUAUUUUUUUAAGUGCCAAUCUACGCACUCCCCAAACGUUUGUGCCUUGAGGUGAAAACAUUUGUGGAGUGUCUAGGCUGGUAUUUGCAAAAUGUGUUAGCGAAUGAGUUUUUAGAAAAUAAGUACCCAAAUCUCAGCUACAUAUACCCUCUUUGUUAUCCACCUACACACAAUGUAUCAGAGAAAGAGAGAUAAAUGAUGUGCCAUGAAACCAAUUGCCAUGUUUUAUCUACGUCUACAUCUAUGUCCAUGUCUAUACACAACAGACAAUAUAGUUCCCAAUGGUUUUAGCUUUGAUGGCUUGUCGUACAGCUGUAUUAGAAUGUUGAU